AUGCUUGAUUUGGCCAAAAUAAACCUGCUGGUCGUAAGCGAAUCUCAACUUGCUCAGCUUGCUGUUAACAUGUAUGAAGUCUUGCAUCCUCAAUUAGUAAUAGAAGGAUUUCCACUAAAAAUUCAAUGUACUGCCAGUUGGUAUUCAAAACUAUUUUUGGGUACAUCGGAUGGUGCAAUUCUUGCUUACGAAGUUUCAGAUGAACCGUCCUUUACAAUUAUGCUUUCCGAGGUAUCCAAGGAUUUCUCAAAAAAGCCAAUUGACAGCCUUGUGGUUCUUCCAACAAGCAAAUCUCUAUUAGUUCUUUCAGAUUCCUUGCUUGUUAUGUGCGACUAUAAUACACUUUUGUUACCUUCGACACUUCCAAAAACAAAAGGCUGCUCCUUUAUUCAGGCACGACAGAGUGCUAUUGAAGCUACAGCUGCAACUCAUGAUCAAUUUGCAGCUAUUGUUCGAAAAUCAAUUAUCAUAUUUACUGCCACUCAAUACGAAGUUGUUCAACUCAAGGAGAUUAAACUAUCACAUAUACCUGCCAGUUUAAUCUGGUCUGGAGAUGAUACCAUUGUUUUCCCAAUAAUUGGAGGUGUAUUCUAUGUCGAUACACAGUCUGGAAGCGUUAGUUCAAUACUUACGUUGGAGCAACUGGGAGUAUCACGUACAACCAAGCCAAAAUCGCCGUGCAUUAUGGUACAAGCACCUGGAGAUUUAAUGUUCUUUACGUUGGAGGUAGAGGUGCGGAGUGUAAAGUCGGGUCAGAUACUGCAAUCCAUUUGCUUACCAGAUUGCCUAACAUUACUUCCAGGGCAACUUAUUUUCGCUGCAAGCACCUACAAUGUGUGGCGACUACUUCCUCUUGAUUUUGAAGAUCAAAUUGAUGAGCUUGUAUCUGAAAACCGAUUUGAUGAUGCGCUUAAAUUUAUUGACGAGCUCGAGUUUUCAAGAAAGGAAGACAAGAUAUCGAAUAUUACUAAAGUACGAGCACUUCAAGCACAUUACAUGUUUACCGAAGAAAAGUUGUUUGAUGAUGCGUUGGAAAUUCUUGAAACUUUAAAUGCAUCUCCGUUGGAUGUGUUGGAUUUUCUUCCUGCUCUAUUUGAAGCUGAAGUGGACUGGAAUGCACCUAAUGUUGAUCUUGAUGCAGUCAGUGCUAUCUCAGGAUACCUUUUGCGAGAACGCGCUCGUCUCGCAAAGUAUUGUUUUCAAAUUAAAGACACUUCUAAUACACCAGUUCAGUCUACAGAAAUAGCAUCAGCAGAACACUUUAUUGCUAAUGGCGAACCUUUUAUGUCUGACACACCUACGCAUGAUGACGUUCACCAUUUGUCGGUCAUUAUCGACACCAGCUUGCUUAAAGCAUAUCUAGCAUUGAAUAGUCCUCUUCUUCGAUCUUUGGUUCGGGUAGAUAAUCACUGCGAUAUAGCCACAGCAGAACUUCUUUUUAAUCACACAAAGAAAUUUGAUGCUUUGAUAGAUUUAUAUUUUGCAAAGCAGCUACAUUUGAAGGCUCUCGAGUGGCUUGCAUCGAAUAUUGAUUCAAAAGAUUCAGUAGUUCCUUUGGCACAGUACCUUAAGCGGCUCAGUUUAUUUGAACAAAUGCCACUAGUUUUUAAAUACACCCCUCUGGUAAUAUCUAAAAACGCUGACUUGGGACUAUCCAUAUUCACUGAAGAUAGAAAUCAGCUAUCACAGGAAGAUAGGGCUCGAGUAUACGAAUUUUUACUAGAUUGCGCUCCAUUGCUGGCUGUUAAAUAUUUGGAACAUGUCAUUUUUGACCUUUCAGACACAACGCGCUCGUUCCACAAUGCUCUUGCAUUUGCUUAUUUGAAAAAAACAGAACUGCAUACGGUUUCGGAUGAUACCACUUUUCAUACAAAGCUGGCAGAGUUUCUUUGCUUUUCAACCAACUAUGAUCCUGAAGCAAUCCUUUUACGAAUGCCAUCAGAAGGACUGUUGAAUAUUCGUGCAAUAAUAUACGGACGUUUAAAGCGGCAUCAGGAUGCCCUGUUUAUUUACGUUACCAAGUUGCAUGACUACACGCUUGCUUGCAAAUAUUGUGAGGAUCAGUACAAUGUUUUAGACUCCGAGUCACUACAUGUUUUCACUAUUCUUUUUGAGCUACUAAUGAAAGCCCCGAAUCGUACAUUUGAAGAGAAUAUUGUGUUUCUUUCGACCUAUGCAGAUAAACUAGACUCCACUGCGGCCUUAAAGCUUCUCAAGCCUGAACUGACAUUCUCAAUGCUUGAAGAGUUUUUAUCAAAAUCUCAAGAAGCAUUGAUUGAUACUAAAAAUAUGAAUGUUGUGAAAACCGCAAUGUUACGAUCAGAGCGUGUUCAGCUUCAACAAAAACUGCUUACAUUGCAGUCGAAGCGAGUAUGCAUCACAGAUGAAAAUAUGUGCAACGUGUGUUUUAAACGGAUAUCCAACGCCAUGUUGACUCAUUUUUUGGAUGGAUCCGUGGCGCAUGCAUAUUGUAUCCGUUAGUUUUAUAUCCUUGUUAUACAUUGCGGUUAUUAAUAUAUUUUUAGUUGAUAAUCAUUGAAUA
Messenger RNA from Batrachochytrium dendrobatidis JAM81, 2542 nucleotides. RefSeq lists its product as uncharacterized. The transcript is spliced from 13 exons. The record is from RefSeq and is a predicted model, not a curated record. NCBI's taxonomy places the organism in Eukaryota, Fungi, Chytridiomycota, Chytridiomycetes, Rhizophydiales. Gene Ontology annotation, cellular component: cytoplasm; fungal-type vacuole membrane. The coding region runs from base 1 to 2481 and encodes 826 amino acids. Gene Ontology annotation, biological process: autophagy; vesicle-mediated transport; intracellular protein transport.